Messenger RNA from Staurois parvus, 356 nucleotides. The record is from the annotation of a GenBank genome assembly. Lineage: Eukaryota; Metazoa; Chordata; Amphibia; Anura; Ranidae.
GGGCAGGGGCGGACUGACCAUUUGGAAACUCGGGCACCGCCCGAGGGCCCGGGGUAAGUAGGGGGCCCCAUGAGAUGCCCCUGGUACCUUUUUCAUAGGCUUUUUUGAGUUUGUGCAAGGACACAGGGGCCCCAUGAUCCCCUAUUGCCCAGGGGCCCCAUGAGUUGUCAGUCUGCCCCUGGUCAUGGGUUUGAUUCCUGACCAUGGCGCCUCCUGCAUGGAGUUUGCAUGUUCUCCCUGUGCCUGCAUGGGUUUUCUCUAGGUACCCUGAUGCCCCUGGUACCUUUUUCAUAGGCUUUUUUGAGUUUGGGCAAGGACACAGGGGCCCCAUGAUCCCCUAUUGCCCGGGGGCCCCA